This is a messenger RNA of Moneuplotes crassus, 887 nucleotides long. The record is from the annotation of a GenBank genome assembly. NCBI's taxonomy places the organism in Eukaryota, Ciliophora, Spirotrichea, Euplotida, Euplotidae.
UCUCCAUUUUUCAAUAAGUUUUCUCUAAUAUGAUCCUCUGUUUUGUUAAUGUUUAACGUUCUGUCUAGAAAAAUGAUGGAAGGACUCAGAGAACCACUAAUCAACAGAAAUUUUGAAAAUGAUGGGUAUGACAGAGCAGAGCUAAAUCCUAUUUCUGUAGAAAGAGAAAGCCUUGUUACAGAGGCAAAAUUCAAACUAAAUGCUUGUCUUAUUGGUGCAGUUCUCGGCUUUAUCAUAUGCGUUCUUUACUAUGAUAUGCAAUUAUGAAGCAAGCAGAUGAUCAUCUGGUUUCUUCUUUUUGCCAUAUUUUCUGUGUUUCACUGUGUAUUCUUGGCAAGCUAUAUCUAUUCUACAAAUAUUACCAGUUUGGUAUACACUGUCUCAAAUUAUCCUUUAGACUUAGUCACAAUUGGGUUAUUCAUUUACGGGAUGAUAAUAUACUCGAAUUUGACAGAGGCAUGUUCUCUUGAGUAUCCAUUUCCUUAUUAUAUGAUGCUGAUUGUUCUGAUUAUCCAGCUUUCAACUUUCCUGAAAUACAUAGCUUGAGUAAUAUUGUUGAUCUUGUGAACUCCUCUAAUUGCCUACAUUUUGAUUAGAGAGUACAUGAAUAGACCUCAACCCGAGCAGUCAUGGGAGGAAUUUGAAAACGAUGUUUUUGAAGAGUUAGAGCAUAAAACACUCGUCUCAGAAAUUCAGCAAAAUUAUGAGUCUUGAUGUAUCUGCCUCAUUGAGUUUGAAAAGGAAGAUAAAAUUGUGAUUCUCCCUUGAAAUGAUAGUCACCAUUUCCACAAGAAUUGCAUCCGCGAGUGGCUUCGAAGACAAAGAAAUUGUCCUCUUUGUAAGCAAACAGUUGAAAUAUAAUACUCCUCAAUUCAAUAAUAUUGAAA